This is a messenger RNA of Emys orbicularis (European pond turtle), 2310 nucleotides long. RefSeq names its product adenosine monophosphate deaminase 2 (gene AMPD2). Gene Ontology annotation, biological process: AMP metabolic process; IMP salvage. The transcript has 17 exons. Gene Ontology annotation, cellular component: cytosol. Lineage: Eukaryota; Metazoa; Chordata; Testudines; Emydidae. Gene Ontology annotation, molecular function: AMP deaminase activity. Bases 16 to 2310 code for a protein of 764 amino acids. The record is from RefSeq and is a predicted model, not a curated record.
GACCUGCGCACCUCCAUGGAUGGCAAGUACAAGGAAAUCGCUGAGGAGCUGUUCUCCCGCUCGCUGGUGGAGAGCGACAUGCGUAGCGCCCCCUACGAGUUCCCCGAGGACAGCCCCAUUGAGCAGCUGGAGGAGAGGCGCCAGCGGCUGGAGCGGCAGAUCAGCCAGGACGUGAAACUAGAACCCGACAUUUUACUCAGAGCCAAACAGGACUUCUUGAAAAUUGACAGUGCUGCUGACUUACAGCUAUACAAGGAGCAGAACGAGGACCUGGUGGAUCAUCUCCCCAAGGAGAGGGAUGUGCUGCUGGAGAGAGAGUUCCAGAGGGUCACCAUCUCUGGGGAAGAGACAUGUGGGGUGCCCUUCACAGACCUGCUAGAUGCAGCCAAGAGCGUGGUGAAGGCACUGUUCAUCCGGGAGAAGUACAUGGGGCUCUCCCUGCAGAGCUUCUGCAAGACCACCACCCGCUUCUUGGAGGAGCUCUCCGGGAAACCACUGGAGACCCGGUUCUAUGAGGAGAUCCCAGAGACCCCCGUGGCUGCAGAUGCUCCUGUGCACCCCCCAUUCACAGACCAGCACCCCUACGAGACCUGCCUCCCUGAGGCCAUGCCGGCCGACCUGGGCUUCGGCCUCAGGAUGGUCAGCGGCGUGAUCCACGUCUACACCAAGCGCGAUGUCGUGGACAGGAGCACAGAGCUGGACCUGCCGUACCCUGACCUGCAGGAGUUCAUCGCCGACAUGAAUGUCUUGAUGGCUCUGAUCAUCAAUGGCCCCAUAAAAUCCUUCUGCUACCGGCGGCUGCAGUACCUGAGCUCCAAGUUCCAGAUGCACGUCCUACUCAACGAGAUGAAGGAGCUGGCGGCUCAGAAGAAGGUCCCCCACCGGGACUUCUACAACAUCCGCAAGGUGGACACGCACAUCCACGCCUCAUCCUGCAUGAACCAGAAGCACCUGCUGCGCUUCAUCAAGCGCACCAUGAAGAAGCACCUGGACGAGAUCGUGCACGUGGAGAAGGGCAAGGAGCAGACCCUGAAGGAGGUCUUCGAGACCAUGAACCUCACGGCCUACGACCUCAGCGUGGACACACUGGACGUCCAUGCGGACCGUAACACCUUCCACCGCUUUGACAAGUUCAACACCAAGUACAACCCCAUCGGGGAGUCCAUCCUGCGCGAGAUCUUCAUCAAGACGGACAACCAGGUCUCGGGAAAGUACUUCGCUCACAUCAUCAAGGAGGUGAUGUCCGACCUGGAGGAGAGCAAGUAUCAGAAUGCGGAGCUGCGGCUCUCCAUAUACGGCCGGUCACGGGACGAGUGGGACAAGCUGGCCAAGUGGGCCGUGAGCCACAAGGUGCAUUCCAACAACGUGCGCUGGCUGGUGCAGGUGCCACGCCUCUUUGAUGUGUACCGCACCAAGAAGCAGCUAGCCAACUUUCAGGAGAUGCUGGAGAAUAUUUUCCUGCCCCUCUUCGAAGCCACCAUCCAUCCUGCCAGCCACCCGGAGCUACACCUCUUCCUGGAGCACGUGGACGGCUUUGACAGCGUGGAUGACGAAUCCAAGCCAGAGCAUCGCAUCUUCAACCAGGACAGCCCCCUGCCCGGGACCUGGGUCGAAGAAGACAAUCCACCCUACUCGUACUACCUGUACUACAUGUACGCCAACAUGACGGUGCUGAACCACCUGCGCAGGAAGAGGGGCUUCCACACCUUUGUCCUGCGCCCUCACUGCGGGGAGGCGGGCCCGAUCCACCACCUGGUGUCAGCCUUCAUGCUGUCAGAGAACAUCUCGCAUGGGCUGCUGCUCCGCAAGGCGCCUGUGUUGCAGUACCUCUACUACCUAGCCCAGAUCGGCAUCGCCAUGUCCCCGCUCAGCAACAACAGUCUCUUCCUGAGCUACCACCGCAACCCACUGCCCGAGUAUCUGUCCCGCGGCCUGAUGGUCUCGCUCUCCACUGAUGACCCCCUGCAGUUCCACUUCACCAAGGAGCCCCUGAUGGAGGAGUACAGCAUCGCCACGCAGGUGUGGAAGCUCAGCUCCUGCGACAUGUGCGAACUCGCUCGCAACAGCGUGCUCAUGAGCGGCUUCUCCCACAAGGUGAAGAGCUACUGGCUGGGACCCAAUUACCUGAAGGAAGGGUCUGAGGGGAACGACAUCAGACGCACCAACGUGCCGGACAUCCGGGUGAGCUACCGCUUUGAGACGCUGUGCCAGGAGCUGACGCUCAUCACACAGGCUGUGCAGACGGCAGAGCUGGAGACCAUCCAGGAAGAGGACUCCCUGAUCAUGAGCUCCAACCUGGGCACACAGUGA